AUGAAGAAAACGACACAGGAAUUGCCAUCCUUCAGUAUCGGGCUGACACCGUCAGAUGAGGAUAAAAGGAAUGACACCGAUUCAUCAUCCAGUGGUGGUCAAAAACAUAAGCGAAAAACAGGAGAUGCAAAAGAUAAUGAAAAGAAGAAUAAAAAAAAGAAGGAACAUAAAAAGGGUGAUGAAUGCAUUGCUUCUCGUGGUCGUAAUAAGAAACCACAAAUAGAGGCACAAGAUUCCGAUGAGACAAGUUCGGAUGAUGAAAAUGAAAGGAAUGGUAAGAAAUUUUCUUGUGCUGUUGAAAAUGUGAAACAAGAUAUGGUGAAGAAAGAUUCUGAUGCAGAUGCAAGACUGAGGCAUAAGAUGAGUGUACCUAAGGUCUAUGACCUUAUGCAUUCAGUACAUGUCAAAAAAAGGAGAGACGAAAUAAUUGACCAACUAAACAACUGUGGCUUUGGAGGGAUGCUACAUAUCUGUAACUGGACAAGGAUCCACACCUUUUUUAUCGAUUGGGUUGUCAGAAGAUUUGAAAAGGAACAUAUGUGGAUAAGAUUGAGCGAUACGGAGGUCCUAGAGUUGAAAGAGGAUGAUGUGCAUAGAGUCUAUGAACUUCCAAUGGCUGGAAAGAAGAUAGACACUAAUCUUUGCUCUGAUGGAGCAAUUAGAAGGCUAAGGAAGGAAUUGGGAUUGACUGGAGAUUAUUCUCCAGUUGUGAAGGUUGCUGAAUUAGAAAGGAUACUGAAGACUACAGAAAAACCUAAAACAUGGAAGAUCCAGCCGGUGUAUCUUCAUAUAACUGGUGCUCACAUGUUUUAG
Trifolium pratense (red clover) is the source of this 813-nucleotide messenger RNA. RefSeq lists its product as uncharacterized. The transcript has 3 exons. Bases 1 to 813 code for a protein of 270 amino acids. Lineage: Eukaryota; Viridiplantae; Streptophyta; Magnoliopsida; Fabales; Fabaceae. The record is from RefSeq and is a predicted model, not a curated record.